Molecule: messenger RNA, 6847 nt
Organism: Harpegnathos saltator (Jerdon's jumping ant)
Lineage: Eukaryota; Metazoa; Arthropoda; Insecta; Hymenoptera; Formicidae
Product: cytospin-A
Exons: 13
Coding region: 769-5589 (1606 amino acids)
Molecular function (GO): protein binding
Source: RefSeq, a predicted model, not a curated record
GGCCGGCAGUCUCGCGCGGGCUGUCGUUCGCGACGCAUGCGGUUCCGCGUUCGUUCGUUCGCAUUCUCUCCCGUCUGUUCUCUCGCGCUUCUGUCUGUUCCUGCGCUUGUUCUCCGCUUUUUCGCCGUCUUCCUCGACGCGAUCGAAAUCGCUGUUUCAGCGAACGGCUGUCGCGCGAUUCACGACGAUCCACGGUGGUCGCCUCGGAGGAAUCGCGUGAGUAUCGGCCGCGAAGUCCGCGACGGGCGAAGUGACGAUCGAUCGAUCGAUCGAUCGAUCGGCUGCGAUCGCUGAAGAACGCGUGUAGCAUCCGUGUGCUUUUCCACCUAUCGGCGACGUUAACCAGACGAGAGAGAGAGAGAGAGAGAGAGAGAGAGAGAGAGAGAGAGAGAGAGAGAGAGAGAGAGAGAGAAAGAGAGCGGUCGUAUCGAGAUGUUGUCACGUCGAUCAUCUCGCGGGAUCGUUAUUGAAGAAGCGCGUUGACGUAAUGGAUUUCCGAGUGCGUUCCCGUACGUUCCCGUGUGGGCGACCUUGACGUUCGGAUAUUUACCGCGGUAAGCAGGAAAGAAGGAAGGAAGGAAGGAAGGAAGGAUCUCGUCGCACGCUCGACGACGUGGGGAAAUCACGAUCGAGGGCAGCCGGGAAGAGCGGCAACGGGCGGAAAAAUGGAUUCUCACGGCGGUAGCGCGAGCUUCCCCCCACGUCGCGAUCCGCGGCUAGAUUUACGUGGGACGUCACGAGCCAUAAUCACGGCAGGCUCGAAACGGGAUGUCCGUGGGCUCGGGCGGGCGGCAACCGUUUAGUAAACGGACGACGCAGAAUACUCUGCCGCUCACGAAGAAGGCCAGCGGAAAUCAGGCGAAGCCGCCGAACCCAUCAACGAGGCCAACGGCGAGCGCGGGCAGGAAAAGGGACACGGUCGCGUCGCUGUUCAGCCCGAGGAGGCCAGCGGCGAGCAGAAAAGUCGAGCGCACCAGCGACGUCUGCGGCAAGACGAAGUCGGGGGAUCAGCUAAAAGGGCAACCGAGCCAGCAGCAGCAACAGUCGACGCAGCAGCAGCAGCUGCAGCCGACAUCGCUGCGCCAGGCGCCGAGCGCCUCCUCCCUGGAGGCGAAGAGCGACGUCGCGCCGACUGGAAAUAACUGGGCCGGCUCCCUAGGCGGCAAGGAGCCGGCCAGGCCCAACACCGCCAAGGCGCCGGUGGUCGUCCAUCAGCCCAAGGGCGGUUCCGCCAAGGCCAGCAGGAUGCAGGAGCUGGAGCGCGAGAUCGAGGCUCUGCGUAAGGACCGCGCGCGGCUCGAGGUGAACCUCCGCGACGCCGCCUGCGACGCGCAGAUCCUGCGUGACCUGCGCGCCGAGCUCGCUACUCUCAAGGAGCAGCACAGCCUGGAGCUUGAACGUCUUACAGAAGAGAAUGAAACUCUUCGUGCUCGUCUACGAGACGUGGCACAUUCUCCACUGUCAGACUCGGAGAAGCAGCAGCUGCUGUUAGACGCCUCCAGGCUGCACAAUUCCGCACCAGCCUCCAUCGCAAUCCCUCAGGAUGAUGGAUCUGCAAACAGCACCAACACACCUCAGGAUGGUGCUCAGUGCACCACCCCAGACUGGGACAAGCAUUCCUCCAGCUCUGUGUCAGAGGUUUCGGUUGCAUGCUUGCAGGACAGAAUUUUACAAAUGGAAGAGACGCAUUAUUCCACAAACGAAGAGUUGCAGGCAACUAUUCAGGAGUUGAGUGAUUUACAGGCACAAUUGACGGAGCUGCAAGCCGAGAAUGAAAAACUAACUGAGGAGAAGAGUGUCCUACUGGAGUCAUUGUGUCGUCAGACGGAGAAACUGGAAAAUUCCCGAUCCAAAGUUGAUACUUUGCGAGAACUGCUCUUAAGAGAGGAGCAACCUCAGGAGGCGUCCAAGGGUUACAACACAGAAAGGGAACAAAAGCUAGUGGACCUUUUGAAAAGUGCACAGGAGGAACGAGAAGCUCUGCUUCAGAAGCAAGAGGAGCUGACCAGCGAACUGAAAAGUCUGAGGGUGACCGCUGACACGAGCGCCGCAGAGACCGAACGUCUGAAGAAAUGCGUGGAGGCACUGGAGUCAACGGUGGACACGGUGAACAUUGAACGGAAGCAGCUGGACUUGGAGCUGGCCGAGGCCAGGCAGGAGGGCGCGAACCGCGGUAUAGAGAUCAGCAGGCUGGCGACCCUGCUGGAAAAUGCGCGAGCGAAGAUUGAGGAGCUGGAACAGUCGAGGCAACUGGAAAACAAGAGCGAGGCGGACGAAUUGCUGGACGCGGCCAGGCGAGAAAAGGACACGCUGGAAACGCAGGCGGCGGCACUGCAAGAACAGCUGGCGCGCUCGCACUGUGACCACGAUCGGCUGAGAGACCAGUACUCGCAGCUUCAGGAAGAGUAUAAGGUAGCGCGAAACAACGCAAAGUCCGCGAUAGACGACUUGGAGUACAGACUGAAUCAGCUGAAGGACGAGCGGCUAUCCGUGAGCACGGAGCUCCAACUUGUUCGAGACUCCCUGGCGGAGUUGCAGGCGCAGUGUCAACGGCAUUUGGAGGACAAGAGGGAGCUGAAAACCGCGCUGAGCGAGGCGCAGACGCGCCAAUACGAUCUGGAGCGCGCGUUAGCCGAUGAACGCAAGCUGAGGCGCGACGAGAUCACGGAAUGGGAGCAGUUCCAGACCGAUCUCCUGAUGACUGUGCGAGUGGCCAACGACUUCAAGACCGAGGCGCAGAGCGAGCUGGAGCGCGUGGUCAUGGAAAACAAGGCGCAGAGGGACAAGCUGAGGGCACUUGAGGCGCAGCUUGAUAAGCUGAACAAAGAUAGCACUGCACUGAGUUGCUGCAAGGUACCACUCGAUACCUUUAGCGGAAGUAAGCGGAAAACUAAGGCGAGCACUAUACUAAAGCGUGGUCGAACGAUAAUAAAAAGGCGUUACGAUCCGAGAAAGCAUGCGUUGCUGCAUGAUUUGGUCAGAGCGACCACUACUACAACGACGACACCGACAAGCAGCCAAGAUCUACACCCAACCAAGUCUUCGGACGUCGUGACCGUACCUCCGGUUCAAAACGGAGAUUUCUCAUCGGCGGACGACGUGCCGACGCUCAAGGGCGCUAUCAAGCUGGAGGACAAACUGAUUUCCGGCGAGGAGAUCGAAAUCUAUCCCAAUUUUCACGUCGACAGUCGGCGGAGCACCGAGUGCGUUCCGAAGAGCACGGACGUUCACUUGGCGAGCGGGAGUUCAAAACCACGGAAGAUCCCGAAGAACGAAUCUUCCAAAUCCUGCUCGAGAUCUGAUAAAUUGACAUACACUCCGAGCGAUCAGUCUCCGAUAAUGGCGGACGACUACCCGAAACUCUAUAUCACCGUCGCGAACACGUCGGACAAGAAAACGAUGGCCAAGAACUCGUUGCUGAGGAGUAUUCGCGGUAUUCAGAGCUCCGACGGGGAAUCGUACGGUAUCAACAUUUCGAACAGCCGUUUCUUCGUCCCGAAGAAUUACAUCUUCUCCGGCGUGGAGUGCUCGAUGAACGACCUGAAGUUUGAAGUCGACCCGGAGAUGGGGAAACUAUUGCAGAGGAGCUACAGCAACCCGCAGAUCAGCACGGAUUCGCCUACCCUGGUUCACCUAGAGACGGAUCGCGCGUCCUCGAGUGCCGCAACUGCGGUAGGACCAGUGGAAACUCGAACGUUUGAUGAAACCACGUUGAACAGUGUGUCGAGGCAAUGCGAAGACCCGAAAUGUCCAAGGGCUAACUCGGACACGGCGCUCGCAGAGCUGAAGUCGCGAGGGAAUGAGACGGCCGAGCGAAAGCAGAGGCUGUUCUUGAAGAAGCGCGACUCGAAACCGAGUUGCGAGAUUGUCGACUCUCUAUUGGACGAAACAAUUCCCAGACCCAAGGUGUCCGUUGCGUCUUUGGCUACAAGUCGUACGAGCAGAUUGCCAGAUCAGCUUCAUGACCGCGACAACAUACAAAAUAGCGAAGAACAAGAUGAAACGAGCGAGAUGAAACAUACGAGUCGUAGACUUGUUCCUACAUCGGAAACGCCUCAGGAUCUUGCUAACGAGGCAGCGAAGGGCAAAACGCCGCAAGACCAUCAGCUGUGGACAGCCAAGCAUGUGGUGAUCGAUGAUUGCGAGAUUGAAAACAAACCUGCGCCUGAUGCAACGAUGAUACUCAACGAUAAGAAGAUUCUCGGUACACCAGAAGAUUCGGAGAAAUCCCACUCGUCUGAUAAAAGUAUCGAGUGCGAAAACAAAGCACCGAUGCUCAAGAGAAGCGUAAAUACCGAACUCAAUGACGUAAGAAGGACUCCUUAUGAUCGUCUAGAUGCUCCUUCGACGAGACAGAACGAGGAGAAGCAGGACAGGUCAUCUUGGACGAGUCAAGAGCGGCGACAGAAGUUUAAGUAUUCGAAUUUGGGCGAGACGAAUCGAGCGGACCGCAUAAAGUUCCUGCGAGAUAGUCUACGGAGCGGGGCGAGCGAGCGCGAUUAUCCCAGCGGCGAUGCUGACGUCGGGAAGACGAAUUUUCCUGGAAAUAAACCCGACGAUAUGACAGUUGAAGAGACCAAGGCAGCGCGAAGUCUCGUGGAUCCCUCGAGAUCGUUCGACAAGGAUCAAGACUCGGCGUUCGGACGCACGUCAUCCUUGAGAGAAAAGUAUGAGACAAUCGUGGAGGAUGUGGAAUUGAGGACGACGCCGGGACGGCGCUCACAUGUAGCCAUAUCUUGCGGCCCUAACCAGAAAACCGUCAUACAACAACCGCCGCCGAGACCGGCUAGCACACCCACGGAGACCCAGCAGUCCGUGCUGACGAGCGUGCAGCAGGAAAUGGCCGCUCGCAGGAAGGCGAACAUUUCGCGGCAGGACUCGAGGCUUUCUGUGAAGUGUCUCAUCGAGAGCAUCGAGAACGCUACGAAGCAAGCCAAAGCUGGACCUGGAAGCCGUAGCAGCUCUACGUCAUCCUUAAAUUCGAUCGGAACCAAUGAUAUCAUGACCCUGAAGGCGCCGCUCAGAGAUCAGCAGCAGAUCAAUAAUCUAAUCUGCACGGCGAACUCGACGAACAACAACAAAACGCAGUCCACAAUUGCGAGGAAAUCGGCAUCAGAGACGAAAGCAACGCCGGUGGUCCUGAGCCCGGGCGAGCUGUUGGACUCGGCCGCGCUGAACGCCAAGGCGAUCGACUUUGUCCGUCGAAACAGCGUGACCGACCUCUCGGAACGCAAGGACCCGCUGUGCGGCUUAGUGAAGAACGGGGGCUCCAAGCGCAACGCCUUGCUCAAAUGGUGUCAGAACAAGACGAUAGGUUACCGGAACAUCGACAUAACAAACUUCAGCAGCUCGUGGAACGACGGCUUAGCGCUGUGCGCGAUCUUGCACUCCUAUCUGCCGCGCAAGGUGCCGUACGAUACUUUGACGCCGGUCGAAAAGCGACGGAACUUCUCAAUAGCCUUCUCCGCUGCCGAGAGCGUCGGCAUACCGACAACUCUGAAUAUAGGCGAGAUGUGUCAGCUCGAGCGACCUGAUUGGCAACAAGUCAUGACGUACGUGACCAGCAUCUACAAGCACUUCGAGACGUAACUGAUGACAUCGUCCGAGCAUAUCCGAGCCUAGUGUCAGGCACGUCCUACGUAUAAUAUAUUCUCUGAACGCCUCCUGGAGUCGCGAGAGGCGAAGAGCGAAGGAAGAACAACAACAUCUAGUCAACUAAAUUCAAUAAGAUGAGAAAGGAAAAACGGCAGAGAGAGAAGGAAGGAAGGAAGGAAGGGGGAGGAAGUGUACGCAGCAGAGAAAACGUCCGGAGAUUUCUCGGGGAUCGCUGAAUCCGCACUGCCUACUAUUUACUAAUCGUACUGCCUUGUAUACGCGCUGUAUAUAUAUAAUUUUGAAUCUUGAAAAUCUAUGGCUGCUGGAGUGUAUACAGGAAGAGUAAGAGAGACCGAACUCGACGGAAGACUAAACACCAAAUGGAAUUGCUGUUACUAUGAGACUGAAAAAAACUUAUAUACAUACAUACAUAAAAUACAUACGUAUAUAGAUACAUGCAUCGCGCGCACGCUUCGUAGCGGUACACACGUGCAGUGGAAUCAUUGAUGAAUUUCGGGAGAGCAGGCUUUUUCCGUGUUUCACGAGAACCACAGACAACAAAGGAGGUGGAAAUAACAAGGCAACAGGUUACGCGAAUAGUUUUCACGCAGAACGAGAAUAGCUGUGCGUUUUUGAGCAGUGACACAUACACAGAAUAUAUAUAUAUAUACACAUACGUACACACACACACACACACACACAUACACACAUAUACCACCGCCUCUGCAUCGUAGCAUAUUCACAUUGCACGUUUUGCAAAGAAUCGAGUGUUUGCGUUCCUCGUACCGUGAGUAUUUUUGUACGUGUAUUAUUUUUCGAGAAACUUUUUUGUAAAGUUCGCAAAAAAGAGAGUGUACAGAACGAAGCGCCUUAUAAUUUAAGAUAUCUAAUUUAUUGCAAUUAGUCGUAUUUUAGCCGCUCUUAUCGAAUGGAGAGGACCGCUCGCCCCCUCGCCCUUGAAAAGAGAGGAAGAAGGAGAAGGGGAGGAGGAUCAUUUUGCGUUUCAUACUUUGUACGCCGAUAAGGAGAGGAGCAAGGAAAUUUACGUCGCGCGAAGAUUAAGUUCUCUGUGAUAUAGCGAGAUAGCCCCGAAACAGAGAUACAGAUAUUGUCGUUAUCGCUAAUUACUAUAAUUGUACUCUAUUACCGCUAUAAUAUACUAUCGUCUUCAUCGUCCUCAUUGUUGUACUAUCGUGUAGACAACAAACGGACACGCUGUCUGAUGUGAAACAAAUAAACUUGCCUAACUGGA